AUGUCGCUCGAGUUGGUGGGCCUGCAUGCGAUGUCAAAGGCGAUUCAGUAUCGGGUGUUAAUCAAAUGCGAGGCGAUCGAUCUGGAGUUGCACGACCUAGAGCAGCGCACUACUGGGACGCAUGAUCACGAGAAGGCGUACGAGAGCGCGGCAUCCGAGCUGGCGCGGGAGCACAACAGGACGGAGGAGCUCGAGGCCCAGGUCGGCGAGCGCGACAAGAAGGUCGAGGCCCUGCGCGCGGCGGUGGCACGCGCCCAGGCGGCGGCGCAGUCGGAUGGCACCGAGCUGGCGCGGGAGCGCAGCAGGGCGGCACAGCUCGAGGCGGAACUGAAGCAGCAGAAGACGAAGGCUGAGGCGGAACUAAACCAGCAGAGAAGGUCGGUGUCGAUGCUCGGCGCCGAGAUCUCGCGGGAGCAGCACUCCCUGGCGGAGCAGAAGGCGGAGGCGGACCGGGAGAGGGCGAGGGCCGAGAGGGAGCUGGGCCAGCAGAAGGCCAGGGCCGAGGCAGAGCGGAGCCAGAGGGCGAGAGCAGAGGCGGACUUGGACCAGCAGAAGAGGUCUGCGGCGCUGCUCGGCGCGGAGCUCUCGCGGGAGCGGCGCGCGCUGGCGGAGCAGAAGGAGCUGCGCGCCGCCGACAUCAAAGUUGCCUUGGACGGCGCGAGAGCGCCCAGGCCACCAACAGGGUCUUCGUCGCCAAGCUGGCCAGGGACUCCCAGGCCGCGGAGGCGGCCGCCAGGAGCUACAGCCAGAAGGUCCAAGCUCUUCAGACCGAGGCCGCGAAGGCGACCACCGAGCUGUCCGGGCGCCUAG
Molecule: messenger RNA, 810 nt
Organism: Prorocentrum cordatum
Lineage: Eukaryota; Dinophyceae; Prorocentrales; Prorocentraceae
Source: the annotation of a GenBank genome assembly